Messenger RNA from Rosa chinensis, 1075 nucleotides. RefSeq lists its product as uncharacterized. The record is from RefSeq and is a predicted model, not a curated record. The coding region runs from base 217 to 747 and encodes 176 amino acids. Gene Ontology annotation, molecular function: DNA binding. The transcript has 2 exons. NCBI's taxonomy places the organism in Eukaryota, Viridiplantae, Streptophyta, Magnoliopsida, Rosales, Rosaceae.
UUUUCUUCUCUUUUAUGUCAUCCCCUCCUCAUCUUUUCUGAAUUUCUCCCCUUCCCUCAUAAUCUCUGCCCAAUAACCCAGUUGUCUUGUUUCUCAGACUCAAUACUCUCACCUCUUUUUGCACAUCAGCGUGAGUCUUUCACCUCUCUCUACCAAGUCACUCUCUCCUCUUCUCAGCAAUCUGCUCUCAUUCUCUCAACUUUAUUGAGAUUAAAAAUGGCAAGCAGCGGUAGAGGUGGAAAUGAUCCAGCAUGGAAGUACGCAACUCCCGUCGAAGGAAAUCGAAAUGGUACAACAUGUAUAUUUUGUUUUGCCACUUUUAAAAGUGGAGGAAUUACAAGAUUGAAGAGUCAUUUAUCAGGUUAUGAUCCUCAUAAGAGUGUAAAGAAAUGUGAUAAGGUGCCACCGGAGAUAAAAACAGAGGUGAUAGCAUGGAUAAAGAGAAAAGAUUCUAUUAAGCAAGAAAAGGCAGCUGUUCAAGAUGAUAUUAGAGAAGAACUCCGUAAUGAUUAUCUUGGCAAUCAAACAAGUCUGUACAAUGACGAUGAUGACAAUGAUGAUGAUGAUGAUGGAUUUCAGUAUCCACCAGACACGCACCCUGCAGAACGACAAGAUUAUCGUGCUGCAGUAAGACGAUCAAUCGUAGAUCGUGAUAAGAACUCUCAGUUUAGUAGAAGUGCAAGAUUUCAAUUUCUAAAACAAUCGAGAGGCGGUAGUAGCAGUCAACAACCGCAACAAGUUGAUUGAUCAAAAACCUAUCGGUACACAUUUCCUGAGCCUCCAGUAGCAAUGCCAUCAAAAGAUAGUCGAUCAGAACAAAGCACAAUUAAAUCAUUACUAAAAGGUGGUAGAGAACUAUUGGCAACAAUGGUGUCCAAAUACCACAUAUAUGAUGCUGUCCCUUUUAACAAAGCUGAUUCUCCACAUUUCCAAAACAUGUUGACUACAGCUGGAAAUCUAGGUAAAUUAUAUUGUGUUUACAUAUUUCUUCAUGGACAAUUAUGUUAAGUAGAAUUUAUAUAAUGAACAUUCCUAUAAAAUAAAUCAUUUUCUUGUUUAGGUCCUGGUGUAAAGC